CAUGACACGAUUCGGUUGGAACAAUUGCUGCGUGUCAAGAGGAGCCAAUACACGUUGACAUGCAAAGCACAGUCCGACCGCUAAAAGCGCUGAUGCCGACCCCAUCGAGCCCUGACGUCGGCGACUACUGCACCCGGCCGGUCGGUCGAAGUGAGUCCAUCGAUAGCACCGACACGUGCACAGAUUCCACGACGAGCGAGGCGGAUGGACUGGACGGCAGCGCUCGUGGCUGCGAUGACAAGGCCGUUGUUGUUCUCACCACAUCUGAGCUACAGCCGCUGGAGAACGUGGCAGAUGAAGUGGCGGCGAUGCGUCGAGCACUUCAAAACCACGACUGGGUCGUGCAGUAUGGCGCCAUCGAGACGCUCCGAAGAGCUAUUGUCCACCACACCGAGGCCACAUUGGCCUCCAUCGAUCAGGACGUGCUGCGCCGACUUCAGGACGCCACACUCAACCUUCGCUCGGCCAUGAGUAAGAACGCGCUCGCGGCACUCGCCGAGUGCUUUGAGUUUGCCCCGGACGAGUUGGCAGCGUUGGACGUCGCACCUGUCGUGGAAUCGAUCCUGAACCGAGCUGCAUGCGAGAAAAAGUUCUUGCGGGAUGCUGCCGACUGCGCCCUCGUGAAACUGGCGACGUGUGUGCCAACCCACCGCGUUCUCGCGGCCUUGGCAAGCGUCGCCAGUAGCAAAAACAACAAGCUGUGCGUCGCUGGUUGCAGCAGCACGGUGCGACCAACUCUCGAGGGCAUCGGUGGCACACGUUGGCAUGCCGUGUAGGUGCUAUGCCUGCAAACAAUGAAGGCGCGGCAGGCGACGUUGGCCGACCACGAGUCGACGAAUGUGCUCAUCCGGCAGUUGGUUGCGUUUCGCGGGGGGAAAGACGCAAAGACACGUGACGACGCGCUGGCGGCAUUGUGCGUCGUGCGAGAUCUCGUUGGCGGUGCCGACGUGUUCGAUGCGAUGGUGGCCAAAGCUGUGUCGAGCAAAGCGGUGGCAUUCAAGGUGGCGUCGGACACGAAGAUCGCGCCCAGUGGCCGACUGCGGCCAAAAGCGAGCUCCCGACCGACCGGCAGCUUGCGAGAGAACGUCCGCCUAAAUCGUGCGACUGUAGAGUAAGUUACAAAUAGCCUCCACGAUCUACACUAUGUGACGCAUGAUCUGACCAUGACCAUGCCUCCUCCGCCGCGUCGCUGCCGUGACGCCGAUCUUCUGCUCGUGGGAUGGCCUGGAUCUCAUGACGGUCGAUGGGUGGGUCGCCCCCGCACCUGGCUGCGAAUUCGUUGAACCCAACCACGUACCACCCAAACUUGAAGAGACUGUUUGCUUGAACGGCUCAGCAUACCGCCGUAAAAGGUGACACGACCACUGGCCACAUCACGUGGGUCUUGCUAUACAACCACGACCGCUUGGCGCGCCUGGUUGCGCGCCGGCGCGCGGCAGGCCGAGUGUUUUUGUUGGCGUUGUUGGGGCAGAGGUGGCCAGCGACAAAUUCCUCGAAUCUUGUAUCUCUGCCAGCCCACCGUCCCAGGUUUUCUCUUGCAUUUUGUAUACGCCUUGCUUCCGUGUCAGAUGCCGGAUUGCGUAUAAUACACAUACCAUCAUCCGUGCUUCAUAAAACAAUCAAGACUAAACGUGG
Molecule: messenger RNA, 1635 nt
Organism: Aphanomyces invadans
Lineage: Eukaryota; Oomycota; Saprolegniomycetes; Saprolegniales; Verrucalvaceae
Exons: 4
Coding region: 60-776 (238 amino acids)
Biological process (GO): microtubule cytoskeleton organization
Cellular component (GO): cytoplasmic microtubule
Molecular function (GO): microtubule binding
Source: RefSeq, a predicted model, not a curated record